CCCCUCCCCCUUUUUUAGCGGUGAAAGUGGAAGUGGUAAAUCAGAACAAUUCAAACAGUCCAUUGAACAUUUGAUUGCACUUAGCACUCAUCGGAAAACAUCUCGCGUCCAAAGCAAUCUUGUUCACGCGCAAACAAUUAUAUAUGCUUUUAGUAACGCCAAAACUUUACAACAUGACAACGCUUCAAGAAGUGCCUUGUUUGUAGAGGUUCAUUUUUCUGAAAGAGGAAGAUUGGCUGGUGCCUCGUUUAUGCCUUACUCUCUUGAAAAGAACAGAGUUACUGCAGCAGGACAAGACGAACGUAAUUUCCAUGUAUUUUAUAAUUUGUUGGCAGGUGCAACGCAGGAUGAAAAGACGCGAUUGGGUCUUUUUGAUUGGUCAACCUUCCAGUAUCUAUCAAAAACAACCACAUCAAGAGCAUCCUCACUUGAUGAUGCGGUUGCUGAUUCUGAAUUGCGUGUUGCGUUAAAAGCCAUGUUGUUUCAAAAACAAAGAAUUGGUCAAAUGUAUCAAGUCUUGGCGGCCAUUCUGCAUUUGGGUAAUAUCCAUUUUAUUGAAGACCCGAAUAAUGCACAAGAUGCUGCCAUCAUAAAAAAUGUUGAUACCUUGGCUACUGUUGCUGAUCUCCUUGGUGUUGAUCCUAACUCGCUUAUGAGUACAUUAACCUUUAAAAGCAAACUCAUAAAGAGAGACAUCACUACUUUAUUUCUGGAUCCUGAACAAGCUGGAAAACAGAGAGAUGAUUUGGCUCAAUCUUUGUAUUGCCUUUUGUUUACCUGGUUGGUCGAACAGAUAAAUGAUCGUAUGGCACCCAAAAGUGUUCACAGUUUUGUCAGUCUACUGGAUAUUCCUGGCUGGAUUAUGUCAAGGCCUUCUGGCGGUGGAUUUGAUCAAUUAACUUUCCAUUUUAUUCAAGAAAACAUGCAUCAGUUUAUGCUCACAAGCAUAUUCGAUCGUGAUCGACAAGAAUACAUUGAACAAGGCAUAAACAUUCCCGCAGAUAGCUGGGCAAUAAACCCAACUGCAAUCGAUCUAUUUAUUCAUCCAUCUAAAGGAUUAUGGUCAAUUAUGAAUACACAGGCUACCCGCCAACAACAACAGCAACAAAGAUAUGAUGAUGACGAAACUUUAGUCGAUAAUUAUGCCAGCGCAAACAAGAGUGCUAUCCAUGAUCAGGUACUAACAUUCAAAAAAAGUGAUACCGGAGCAAAACUUUUUGCUAUUCAGCACUUCUGGGGUACAAGUUCUUACGAUCCUCGUCACUUCACUGAAAGAAACCAAGACUACCUCUGCAAUGAUUUCAUUGCUUUGUUUCGGGGAAAUGCCUACAAUCCACCUACCAGCAAUGGCCUUGUUGCCUGUUUAUUUGAUGAUGCUAUCUUAGGCCAAGAUGAUGGAACAAGGAACAGAGUUCUUUCACCACAACAAGGUAUUCGACCACUUCGAUCACCUACCACAGGAUUAAAUACAAGCUCGACAAUAAAUGGUGUACAUACAGCCUCGUCAUCGAUCCAUGACCACAAACCUGCUGACGUAAAAUCAACCCUAUCAACCUCAGUACAGUCUGAUGUAUCCACCAUAGCAGAUCUACUGGUUACAGGUAUGGCGGACUUAACAAAUGCGUUAUCGAAUACUCUACCAUGGUUUGUCCUAUGUAUCAAACCCAACGACUUAUCAUUACCUAACUCCUGUGAUGUCAAACGAGUGGCAGUACAGCAAUCACAUUUUAAACUGACAGAUAUAGUUAAAAGACUAAGAAGCAGUUAUUAUACAACAGUUUUUACAUUUGAUGAAUUCUGGGAUCGUUAUCAUGUAUCUAUACCGCUUACACUAAACACAAUGCUGGAUCCAAGUUUAUCUCCCAGAGACAAAUGCAUUUACAUAGCUCAGUCACUAGGCUGGAAUGAAACAUGGAUGGCUACCGGUAGAACUAAAGUCUAUUUAUCAAAUCAUGCUUUUAGAGUUUUAGAGGAUGACCUGAGAAGCUUAGAAAAAACCGAAUCAAAGAGAUCGAAAUUAUCGCUACUUGGUCCUGGCCAAAAACCAUUUGACGCAUACUCCUAUAAUGAUGAUAUGGUAUCUAGCGCCAUGUCUGAAGAUGAUUACCAGGAAGAAUCUGGGCUGAACGAUUAUAGCGGUUCCGAGAUUUUUUCACAAGCUACCAUAGAAAAUAAAAAGUCUGGAACAUUUUUAAUGAAUCAACAAGAGAAUGCAGUAGCUACCGAUAAAAAAGCUAUGAUGGAAGAUGAAGCAGAACCUAUGACAGGUAUUCGUAAAAAAUGGCUCGUAUUUGUUUGGUUUCUAACCUGGUGGGUCCCGUCCCCUGCAUUGAAUCAUUGUGGUGGUAUGAAGAGAAGCGAUGUCCGAUUGGCCUGGAGAGAGAAAGUAGCACUAUGCUUGCUCAUCUUUUUAUUGUCUGCUGCCAUGGUUGUCUUUAUUGUAUUCUUUGGUCCUUUAAUUUGUCCUCAUCAAGAUGUUUAUUCUCUUUCAGAACUUCAAGGAAAAACGGACAAGGACAGCGCGUAUGUUGCUAUUCGUGGUGAAGUAUUUGACUUGACAAAGUUUGCCCCUCAUCAUUGGGCAUCUGAGGUAAUUCCAGACAAUGUUAUUUUUGAUUACGCCGGAAAAGAUGCCACCAAUUUAUUCCCUGUGCAAGUAUCUGCAUUAUGCGACGGUACGACUGGUCGAAUUCCCGAAGAGGUUGUAUUGGAUUUCCAAGUGAACCUCACGGAUCGCAAUGCAGCGUACCAUGAUUUCAGAUUUUUUACCAAUGAUUAUCGACCUGACUGGUAUUUUGAACAAAUGGUUUAUAUGCGAAAGAACUAUCGAUUGGGAUUUAUGGGAUAUGAACCGAAUGAUAUCUUACGUCAAGCUACCAAUGUUGUCAAUGUUGGAGAUAUAAGUACACAUCGAAGCUGGGCUACAUUACAUGGCGAUGUGUUUGACUUGACGUAUUACUUACUUGGUGGUCGUGCUCCUCGUGCCCCUGAAGGCACGGUACCUCCCGCAAAUUUAGAUUUAAACUUCAUGGAUAACAGUAUCGUACAGCUGUUUCGUCAGUUGGCUGGAACUGAUAUAUCCAAACAUUUUGAUGCUUUGCCUAUUUCUGAAGACCUGCGAAUGCGUCAACUGGUUUGCCUUAGAAAUCUGUUUUUUGUUGGAAAAUUGGAUACAAGAAGAUCCUUCCAAUGCCAAUUUUCCGAAUACUUCUUACUUAUUGUCACAGGUUUUCUCUGUGCCGUUAUUUUGUUUAAGUUCUUAGCCGCUUUACAAUUAAGCUCUUUUAGAGAACCAGAAGAUUAUGACAAGUUCAUCGUUUGCCAAGUUCCAUGUUAUACAGAAAGUGAGGAGUCAUUAAGGAAAACAAUCGACUCUAUUGCCGUGUUACGAUACGAUGAUAAGAGAAAGCUCUUGUUUUUAGUCUGUGAUGGCAUGGUUAUUGGUAGUGGAAACGAUAGACCCACUCCCCGUAUCAUACUCGAUAUUCUUGGUGUUGAUCAUAACGUUGACCCCGAACCAUUAUCUUUCUUGUCCCUUGGCGAUGGAUUAAAACAACAUAAUACGGCAAAAAUUUACUCUGGUCUUUACGAAUGCUGUGGUCACGUCGUGCCUUAUGUUGUUGUAGUUAAAGUUGGUGCUCCUAAUGAACGCCAAAAACCGGGUAACAGAGGAAAGCGAGACUCUCAAAUGGUGUUGAUGAGAUUUUUAAAUAAGGUGCAUUUUGAAUCCCCCAUGACGCCGAUGGAACUUGAGGUCUAUCAUCAAAUUAAAAAUGUCAUUGGUGUUAACCCGAGUUUUUAUGAGUUCGUACUCAUGGUAGAUGCAGAUACCGAGGUUUUGCCGGAUUCUCUUAAUCGUAUGGUGUCCUGUUUUGUCCAUGACUCUAAAGUAAUUGGUCUUUGCGGGGAAACAAAACUUGCCAAUGAGAAGGACAGUUGGGUCACCAUGAUUCAAGUAUACGAAUAUUAUAUUUCGCAUUUCUUGUCCAAGGCUUUCGAAUCUUUAUUUGGAUCCGUGACUUGUCUUCCUGGUUGUUUCUGUAUGUACCGCAUCCGGUCUCCCGGUAAAAACCAGCCCUUGUUAGUUAGUAACCAGGUGAUCAUUGAUUAUGCUGAAAACAAGGUUGAUACGUUGCACCAAAAGAAUUUACUCCACUUGGGCGAGGAUAGAUACUUGACAACGCUUAUUUUGAAACAUUUUCCAAAUUACAAGACCAAGUUUACAGCUGAUGCCGGGUGCUUAACAAAUGCACCGGACCGAUGGAGUGUUUUGUUGUCCCAAAGACGUCGUUGGAUUAACUCUACUAUCCAUAAUUUGGGCGAGUUGGUGUUCUUACCUCAACUCUGUGGUUUCUGUUGCUUCUCUAUGCGGUUUGUAGUAAUUUUGGAUUUACUCAGUACAUUGGUCAUGCCCGCUGUCGUUUGCUAUUUAGGCUUUCUCAUUUAUAGAUUAGCUACAAAUGCAGGUCAAGUUCCGUUUAUUUCAAUCAUCACAUUGUGCGGUGUGUAUGGUCUACAGGCUAUCAUUUUUAUUCUUCGUAGGAAAUGGGAACAUAUUGGUUGGAUGAUUGUAUAUAUUUUGGCUAUCCCUCUCUUCUCCUUUUUUAUACCAAUGUAUUCAUUCUGGCAUUUUGAUGAUUUCUCAUGGGGUAAUACACGUCUUGUCUUGGAUGAUGAUGGCCAAAAGAAGGCGCUCCCAGCCGAUGAAGGCAAAUUUGAUCCAAAAUCGAUUCCUUUGAAAAAAUGGAGUGAUCAUGAAAACGAAGUUUGGGAAACUGGCUCAGCGGAAACUAAAGGUACGACACUUACCUCGUCUACAACACAACGCAGUGGCAUGCUACCUCCUGUAUUAGGCUACGCCAAUGGGUAUAUGACACCUGUUGUAAACUACCCUGGUAGUAUGAACCAGAUGCCUUUGGCUGCUAGUGUUGCAUAUAAUGACAAUGCUAGCUUCAGAUACUCUCAUCAAAAUUUAGCGGGACGAGCUCCCUCGUUUGCACCGUCAUUAAUGAAUGGAUCACAGCAUCACCCUGGAUCUAUCUAUAGUGGCGACGGAAGUGUACAUGGAUAUGCAAUUCCUAAUAUGAUGGACAACGUGUACCAUCCUACAGACGAGGACAUUCGAAGACAAGUUCAACGUAUUACAGGAACGGCAGAUCUAAUGACAAUGACAAAGAAACAAGUCCGAGAACAACUGAGUAGACAUUUUGGAAUCAACAUGUCGUAUAGAAAAGAUUUCAUCAAUUUAUGUAUCGAAGAAGCACUUAACUUUUAAAAAAAAACAAAACAAAAAACUAUCCCCCCCCCCCUUUGAUUAUUUUAAUAUUAUUUAACAUUUAUUUUGGACAAUUAUUCAUUAUUAAAAACUGUAACCACCACGUUUGAC
Molecule: messenger RNA, 5386 nt
Organism: Mucor mucedo
Lineage: Eukaryota; Fungi; Mucoromycota; Mucoromycetes; Mucorales; Mucoraceae
Product: chitin synthase-domain-containing protein
Exons: 3
Coding region: 251-5275 (1674 amino acids)
Cellular component (GO): cell septum; cell periphery; myosin complex
Molecular function (GO): chitin synthase activity; ATP binding; cytoskeletal motor activity
Source: RefSeq, a predicted model, not a curated record